CGCGCACACACUUCCUCACUCACUCCUCUCCUACUCCUACUCCUUCCUUCCUAUUCAUCGUCUUUCAUAUUUCCCCUUAAUUACAAUCUCACUCUUUAUAUUCCCCAUAAGGAAAAAAAUCUCCCCUAUCCCUUCUCAUUCACCUCAUUCGCUCUCGGAUUCUUCAUUCCAUUGGAGCUUCCAACCUAAUACGCACCAUUGCAUUCACUACGAACGCCUAGGAUAUACGCAGCUAGAGUUUAUUAUUACUGCCGGAAAUUUUCUUGGAACAAGUGAUGGCUGUGGAACCGACGGUGCCGAAUUCGCCGGCGUCGCUGUACGUUGGAGAUUUGGCGAUGGACGUGACGGAUGGUAUGCUGUUUGACGCUUUUUCGGAGUUCAAGAGCCUCGCAUCCGUUCGUAUCUGCCGUGACUCCUCCACUGGCCGCUCCCUUGGUUAUGGCUAUGUCAACUUCAUCUCGCCUCAAGACGCCAUCCAUGCUAUUGAGGUGAAAAAUCAUUCCACAUUGAACGGGAGGGUGAUAAGGGUUACGUGGUCACAUCGUGAUCCAGAUGCAAGAAGAAGUGGAAUUGGAAAUGUCUUUGUCAAGAACUUGUGUGACACCAUGGAUAGUGUGAAGCUUCAAGAAAUGUUUCAGAAGUUUGGUAAUAUAUUAUCCUGUAAAGUUGUCACUUCUGAUGAUGGGAAGAGUAAAGGAUAUGGCUUUGUCCAGUUUGAGUCUGAAACCUCUGCAAAAGCUGCCAUUGAGAAGCUCAACGGUUCAACCGAUGGAGACAAACAGAUGUAUGUGGGUAAAUUUGUGAAGAAGAGUGACCGAGCUGUUCCUAGUCAUGAAGCAAAGUACACAAAUCUGUACAUUAAGAAUUUGGAUACGGGUUUCUCCGAGGAAGUCCUUAUGGAGAAGUUCGCUCAAUUUGGAAAAAUAGUAAGCUUAGCUGUCUCGAAGGACGAUAAUGGGGCAUCAAGGGGCUUUGGAUUUGUCAACUUUGAGAAUCCGGACGACGCUAAACGUGCAGUGGAAGCUUUACAUGGAUCACAACUUGGCUCGAAGGUUUUAUAUGUUGCCCGGGCACAGAAAAAAUCUGAACGUGAGGAAUUGCUACGCCGCCAAUUUGAGGAGAAAAGGAAGGAACAGAUCCUCAAGUACCAGGCUUCAAAUGUGUAUGUGAAGAAUAUUGAUGAUGACGUCACUGAUGAUGAGCUGAAGGAACAUUUUAGUCAGUGUGGCACAAUUACCUCCGCAAAGAUUAUGAGAGAUGAUAAAGGAGUGAGCAAGGGAUUUGGAUUCGUUUGCUUCUCCACGCCAGAGGAGGCAAAUAAAGCUGUGUAUACUUUCCAUGGAUUCAUGUUGCGUAGGAAGCCAUUGUAUGUUGCAAUUGCUCAGAGGAAAGAGGAAAGGCAUGCCAAAUUACAACUUCUAUAUGCUCAACGAAUGGCAGCAUUAGCAGGACAACAAUCCACUGUUAUUCCUGGUGGAUAUUCUCCUCUUUAUUAUCCAGCUCCUGGUGUUGUUUCACCGAUUCCUGCACAACCUGGUCUGAUGUAUCAGCCUCCGGGUAUCAGGCCAGGAUGGAGGGCUAAUAGCAUCACGAAUCCUACUAGACCUGCAGUUCAACCAUCUCCAGUUGCCUCGGUACCUAAUAAUUCAAGAAAUCAAAGACAGAACAGGGGAAGAACGAACUCGCAUAUCCUUCCACAGGGUGCUGGCCUGUCAUACCCACCACAUUUGCAACAACAGACUCAUUCUUUGGCUUCGUCAAAAGAUUCAAGCAACCAUCAGCCUAUAGUCAUCGCUGCUGGACUGGGUGCUGAGGGGUCAGAGAUGUUAAGUAGCGUGCUUGCUGCAGCUCCUCCAGAGCAGCAGAAACAGAUACUUGGGGAGCGUCUUUAUCCUCUUGUUGGUCAUCAUCAGCCUGAUCUAGCAGCAAAGAUAACAGGAAUGCUUUUGGAGAUGGACAAUUCUGAACUACUAGUGUUAUUAGAUUCACCAGAUUCACUAGCAGCCAAGGUGGAAGAGGCGGUUGAGGUGCUCAAACUCUCCAAGUCCAAAGUCUCAAACCAAGACUCUCUGCGCUCGAAUUACCUUUCUGCUGAAGUCGCAGUCAACUGAGGGAACCCGCCGUGUCUCUCUAAUAUACUUCGAUAAUCACGUCUACAAAUCCAAAAAUUUUCACUAGGAACACCCGUUAUUUUUCAAUCUGGCUACACAAGUGUUGCUGUAUUGGACCUUGUUUGCAUGCUCUUGACAUUGGCAUAGGAUCUGAAUUUAGUAGUGAGUGACGACUAUACCUGAUAUUUAGUUCCAUUUUGCAACUACUACAGACUACAUAGAGUUAGAAACUAAAUCUGCAGACUAAUCCCAGUUUUCGAUUUGUUUUUUAA
Molecule: messenger RNA, 2383 nt
Organism: Sesamum indicum (sesame)
Lineage: Eukaryota; Viridiplantae; Streptophyta; Magnoliopsida; Lamiales; Pedaliaceae
Product: polyadenylate-binding protein 7
Molecular function (GO): RNA binding
Source: RefSeq, a predicted model, not a curated record